Molecule: messenger RNA, 909 nt
Organism: Punica granatum (pomegranate)
Lineage: Eukaryota; Viridiplantae; Streptophyta; Magnoliopsida; Myrtales; Lythraceae
Source: RefSeq, a predicted model, not a curated record
AGACGAUAGUGUAUCUGAAAGGACUAUUACACAGUAAAUGCACCUACGCUAGGACUUGAGACAAAUAAGCCACGGUUUGGACGAUCGCGUGCGGCACCCGAACGGGAAACGAGCCAUACGCGAGGCCGAAAGUCCACAGUCCACACCUCUUCAUGUGGGCCCGUAAUGGGCCCAUUUGGAUAGAUCCAUUUAUCGUCUUCCUUCGUUCCUCCUCCUCGAACUCCUCAGAAAGCGGCAUCGGAAGGUUCGAUUCGAUCACCGGGCGGAAGAUCGGGAAAGGAAAUGGGGUUGGUGUCAAGCAAGAAAAGCAGAGAAGAGCUGGAGGCGACCUUGAGCAAGGCCAAGGAGAUUGCUUCCUCCACUCCCGUCGUUGUCUUCAGCAAGACUCACUGUGGUUAUUGCAAGACAGUCAAGCAGCUGUUCAAACAGCUUGGAGCAAGUUAUAAGGUUGUCGAACUCGACAGACAAAGUGAUGGAUCUGACAUCCAAUCGGCUUUAGCUGAGUGGACGGGGCAGAGAACUGUUCCGAAUGUGUUUAUCGGAGGAAAACAUAUCGGCGGCUGUGAUACGGUUACGGAGAUGCAUCAAGCGGGGAAAUUGUUGCCCCUUCUAAAGGAUGCCGGUGCAGUUGUGAGCAGCUCAACAUAGCAUUUUUAAAGUAGACUUGAGAUACACAGAAUGAAGAAAGAGACUCUUGAAUGUGUGUUUGCCUCCAGUUGUUCAUAAAUCUGCAGGGGAUAUCCGUUUUAGUGUUUGUAUUACUGAAGUUGAGAUGCUUACAGAGAAUAUCUACAGGUCUGUCUUGAGUACGUUGCGUUCCAACACGAGAUAGUUUUGAAACCUUGAAAGUCAAGUUCAUUUGUCGAUUCGAGCAUAAAAUAUAGAAUAUAAGAUCAGUCCGGUAGAAAA